Anguilla rostrata (American eel) is the source of this 1091-nucleotide messenger RNA. RefSeq names its product troponin I, fast skeletal muscle-like. Gene Ontology annotation, cellular component: troponin complex. Lineage: Eukaryota; Metazoa; Chordata; Actinopteri; Anguilliformes; Anguillidae. The record is from RefSeq and is a predicted model, not a curated record. Gene Ontology annotation, biological process: skeletal muscle contraction; cardiac muscle contraction. The coding region runs from base 208 to 744 and encodes 178 amino acids. The transcript is spliced from 7 exons.
CAGUUGGUCCGGGCGGUAAUCCUCUGCCAUAUAGAGGCGGUGGGGAUUUGCGGCCGCGUCGGGCCGAAUGCAAUAAAUACCUCCUUAGCGUUAGCGCCGCUGUCGAAUCGGCAGUGUCUGCCCUUCCCCUGCAUCGAUCCUGUCGCUCUCCUCCUCCUCCUCCUCCUCCUCCUCUUCCUCUUAAAGUGUGUGAAAUAAACGGGAAAGAUGGCUGACAAAAGGAUGUCUUCGAGCCGCAAACACAGCAUGAAGAGCGCGAUGCUGCAGGUAGCCAUGGACCUGCUGGCGGCAGAGGUGGUCGAGAAGGCUGAGAUGAGAGCCAAAUACAUGGAAGAAAAUUGCCCUCCCCUGGUCCUCCCCACAUCUUUGGAGGAAUUACAGGAACUCUGCAGGGAGCUCCACGAGAAAGUCGAUGUGGUGGAUGAAGAGCGCUACGACCUUGAGUGCAAGGUCAACUUGGUCGUCAGAGAGGUGGCAGAGCUGAACUUUAAAAUCAUUGACCUGAAGGGCAAGUUUAAAAGGCCCCCCCUGAAGAAGGUGCGCAUGUCUGCGGACGCCAUGCUCCAGGCCCUGCUGGGCUCCAAGCACAAGGUCACCAUGGACCUGAGAGCCAACCUGAAGCAAGUGAAGAAGGAGGUCAAGGAGGAGGACAAGGAGCUACGCGACGUUGGCGACUGGCGUAAGAAACUGGAGGACAAGGCUGGGAUGGGCGGCCGGAAGAAAAUGUUUGAGACGGAGUCUUAAAACAAAUUUUUUAUUACUGCGCCGUAGACCACUUUACUCAAAUCUCUUCUUAACAGUCAAACGGUGCUUUGAAAAUGGGACUCUCACUCGUUGUCUUAAUUUAAAAUACGAUCUCCUUUUUUUGUUUGCGCAUAAGCGUUUUCUUUCUGGCUGGUUUUACGCGAGUGUAAAAAUGUUGUGCGUCUGCAGGUUUCCUCAGAUAAGCCUGAAAUGUGUUGCUGCAGCGUUCAUGUGCUCUGUACAUAGACUGUAUAAACUACAUCACCGCUUAUCAAGUCAGUGAAACUUACAGUGCCAAAAUUGACUUGUGUAAAUAAACCAUCUUACGGAAAUGUGUUAAAACCAAA